Messenger RNA from Carya illinoinensis, 3000 nucleotides. RefSeq lists its product as uncharacterized. Gene Ontology annotation, cellular component: nucleus. The record is from RefSeq and is a predicted model, not a curated record. Lineage: Eukaryota; Viridiplantae; Streptophyta; Magnoliopsida; Fagales; Juglandaceae. Gene Ontology annotation, molecular function: mRNA binding. The coding region runs from base 141 to 2345 and encodes 734 amino acids. The transcript is spliced from 12 exons.
CCCCACGCCAACCCCAACCCGUUCCUCCUUGACCUUGACUUCGAGAAAUCGCAAUUUCUCGGAGUCUUCUCCUUCUCUCCAAAAUAAAGUUCCUUUUUUCAUAGCUUCGUCGCAGCAGAAGCUAAAAGCCCAAAAAAAGAAUGCCUCCACGCGCUGUUAAGCGGUUCUUCACGGCCUCCACUGCUGCUCUUAAGAAGAGGCCUCUGCUCCGACAAAGCGUAUCCGUAUCACGCGAACCCUCGGUCCCUCCUAUCGAAGAAGAAAAGGGAUUAGAAAGACUAGAGCUUGAAGAUAAUGAUCGGCAGUUUGAAGCAGAAGAGAAUGGUGGUGGAAACUUAGACAUGGAAGAGUUUGUAGAGAUGGAUGGUGGAAAUGAGGAAGAUGGGGGGGUAGAGAGAAUUGAUGCGGAUGGCAUGAUUGAAGAAAUUGUGGAAGUCGAGGUGGAAGAAGAAGAGGAAGUGGAGGAGGAGGAAGAAGUGGUUGAGGAGCAUGUUGGGGAUGAGCAUGAAGAAAUAGGGGACUAUGAGGAAGAGCAUCAUGAUGUGGUUAAAGAGAGGAGGAAACGCAAGGAAUUUGAAGUAUUUGUAGGGGGGUUGGACCGGGAUGCUACCGAGGAAGAUCUUAGAAAGGUUUUUAGCCAGGUGGGUAUGAUCACUGAAGUCAGACUUCUGAAGAAUCCAGUAACUCAUAAGAACAAGGGCUUCGCUUUCUUGCGGUUUGAGACUGUUGAGCAGGCUAGACGGGCUAUUUAUGAACUUAAGCACCCGGUGGUUAAUGGGAAGCAAUGUGGGGUGGCUCCAAGUCAAGAUAGUGACACUCUCUUUGUUGGUAACAUAUGCAAAACAUGGGAAAAGGACAUUUUGAAAGAAAAGCUUGCUCAUUAUGGAGUCUAUAAAUACGAGGACUUGACUCUAGUCGAGGAUAUGAACAAUGAGGGGAUGAAUCGAGGCUUUGCUUUUUUAGAUUUCUCGUGCAGGGCAGAUGCCUUGGAAGCCUGCAAGAGAUUGCAAAAGAGGGACGUUGUUUUUGGUACAGACAGAACGGCCAGGGUUGCAUUUGCAGAUACCUUCAUUGAACCAGAUGAUGAAAUUAUGUCACAUGUAAGGACAGUAUUCCUUGAUAGUUUGCCUCCUGCUUGGGAUGAGGAUCACGUCAAGAACUAUCUCAAAAAGUUUGGGAAGAUUGAAAAGGUGGAACUUGCUCGGAAUAUGCCAGCUGCUAAAAGAACCGAUUUUGGUUUUAUAACAUUUGACUCGCAUGAUGCUGCUGUGGCUUGUGUUGAUGGUGUAAAUAAUGCUGAGCUUGGUGACGGAGAUAGGAAGUUAAAGGUUCGGGCAAGGUUGUCUAGACCACGCCAAAGAGGUAAGUCAGCUAGACAGGCUCGGGGAGGCUAUGUUGUUGCAUAUGGCAGUGGUCGGGGUGACAGGGGUUCCUGGGGCUCUAGUAUUUCUCGCAUUGAUCGUCACAGGUCUAUAGAUCAUGGUGGGAGAAGUAUUCAAAGUCGUGGUGAUGGUGUUUCUAACCGAUCAUAUGGUCCGAGGGACAGAGAUGUAUCAUAUGGUCUUGGGAGUGGACAGCGAUAUUCUUCACCAGAGAGAUCAUACGGUAGAAGGUCCACCGUUCAAAUUUAUGGAAAGACCGGCUCAAAGAGGGACUACAUCCUGGAAGACGAAGUAUUAUCCAGGCCAGCUGAUUUUGGUCGAGCUCCUUUCAAUAGAAUUUCUUAUAGAGAUGCUUACCCAUCACGUGGAUCUGGGUACUCAGGAAGUCCUCCAAGGAAGGUUUCUCGGGCUGCCACUCAUAGACCAUCUCCUCCUUACGAUGAUUAUGGCUAUGGAAGAUAUGUGGAACGACCCUCAAACUAUCGCGACAGUUAUAUCCGUGAUUACAGUUCUACCACCAGCUCAAAGCGUCCCCAUUCUGCAAUUGAGGAAGAUCAUUCUCAUUAUGCUGAAGCCUCAAUUAGGCAAUCACGAGCCAGUUUUGAUUAUGGGGGAAGCAGUUCUGACUUGCCUUACAGCGACAAGUCUUAUGGAAGUAACUUUACAAGGCUGGGCCGUGGGUCUCGUCCUGCGUACAAUGAAGGUAGUCGGAGAUCUACAGGGCAUUCUCAUGGAGUGUAUGUCACAAAAACAUCCACAAUGGGUUACAAAAGAGUUCUAACAGAUGAGAUUAGUAGAAGAGACAGAGAAGGGGCGUAUACCAGAUAUGGAAGGGAUUAUAUGUCUAGGGAUUAUGAGCCUUCUCGAUCAGAUCUAGAUGAAGGGGCAUAUCCUCCUGAUUACCCCUCACGUCGCUUGGAUGAUGACUACUUCAGUGGCAGAAGUUCAGGCUCAUAUUAUUAAGAGUUGUUCCAUGCAUAAGCUUCUAUAAUCUAUACCCCUCCGGAGCAGGAGGUUAAAAGGCUUCCCAGAAGGAGGUUAAAAGGCUUCCUAGAGACCCUAAUCUGGGCAAGGAAGGUAUCGAAAGGAGACCCUAUAGGUGGGUUGCUCCUGGCUAAUCUCUGGUCCUUACGAACAAGGCACCGUGGUGAAGGUGACAAAUUUGCUGGCAGAGAUGUCUUUUACCUCGGGGAUUAGUCGAGAACCAGAGCCUUAUCUAGGGCAUUGAAAGUUCUCGGAUACCUCGUUAUUAAAAAAAAAAAAAAAAGCUUCUAUAAUCUAUCAGCAUCUAAAAGGGCAUAAGAACUCUGGCAGUCAUCUGAAUAUGUAAUGCAUAAGUUUGAAUGAUUAUAUCAAACGCCAAGAGCUGUAGCAAUCACUGCUGGUGACUUCAGAUUUAAAAAGCAAGCAGCAGCUGUUCGCUCAGUUUUUCAUUCCUCGGUAUACUGGCAUAUCACCUUUUCAUUCUUUGUCACUGGGAAGAUUGAUUUCGUAAGGGACUAUGAAUUUUGCAAUUCUUUGUUCUUCCUUGGAUGUCAAAGGACUGAGUGGAUAAUUUUUCUCUCUUUUUUUAAGAGAAUUAUAACCUAUACAUAAACAGGUUGCACUUCAGAAGUUA